ACUACUGAUAUUGUUUUAGGAGCUCUAUCCAAUGAAGGCUACUGUAAACCUUACGAUAAAGAAGGCUCUGGUUACAUGCGUAGUGAUGCAGCUGUAGUAGUGUAUCUACAAAAAGCAAAGGAUGCAAAAAGAAUUUAUGCGACCUUUGUUUAUGGUAAAACCAACUGCGAUGGCUUCAAAAGAGAAGGAAUUACUUUUCCAUCAGUUGACAAGCAAAAAAUGUUACUGGAGGAAUUUUACGAAGAAUGUGAUAUUUCGCCUCUUGAGUUAUCUUACAUGGAGGCUCAUGCAACUGGUACUCUAGCCGGCGAUCCUGUGGAACUUCAAGCCAUCGAUGAAGCUUUAUGCGCUAAAAGACAGCUUCCUCUAUUAUUGGGUUCAGUGAAGUCGAAUAUUGGACAUCCAGAAGCUGCUAGUGGCCUUUGUCACAUUGCAAAGGUUUUAAUAGCAAUGGAAACUGGUAUAAUAGCGCCUAUUAUACAUUUUAAACAUCCACGAAAGGAUAUGACUGCUAUCAUUGAAGGAAGAGUAAAAAUAGUCACUGAACUGACAGAAUGUAAGGGUGGUUAUAUCGGUACUAAUUCCUUCGGAUUUGGCGGUGCUAAUUGUCACAUAUUACUGAAAUCAAAUCCAACAGUUAAAGUUAAUAAUGGAGCAGACGAUAAUUUACCUAUGCUCGUAGCUAUAUCUGGAUGUACGGAGGAAGCAGUUAAAAUUAUAUUAGAUGACGUAAGUACACUUUAUAAUUUAUUUCACAAAUAAUCUAA
Molecule: messenger RNA, 767 nt
Organism: Formica exsecta
Lineage: Eukaryota; Metazoa; Arthropoda; Insecta; Hymenoptera; Formicidae
Product: fatty acid synthase-like
Exons: 2
Biological process (GO): fatty acid biosynthetic process
Molecular function (GO): fatty acid synthase activity
Source: RefSeq, a predicted model, not a curated record